This is a messenger RNA of Limanda limanda (common dab), 2903 nucleotides long. RefSeq names its product ST14 transmembrane serine protease matriptase (gene st14). The record is from RefSeq and is a predicted model, not a curated record. Lineage: Eukaryota; Metazoa; Chordata; Actinopteri; Pleuronectiformes; Pleuronectidae. The coding region runs from base 22 to 2535 and encodes 837 amino acids. The transcript has 19 exons. Gene Ontology annotation, biological process: proteolysis; acrosome reaction. Gene Ontology annotation, molecular function: serine-type endopeptidase activity; protein binding.
CUCCACCUGCUCGCUGCAGAAAUGUCCGCCAGAUACGAAUUCGAGGCCAACAAUGGUCGCCAAGAGCGGAUCGACUUCUUGACCAACAAAGAGAAGGCGUCGGCAAAGCGGAAAACCGGCAUCAUCGUCGGGGUUGUUCUGGGUUGUCUGGUCCUUGUAGCUGUUGCAGCGUUCCUCAUUUGGUGGUUUGCCGUUAAAGAUGCAGAUUCAUCAAGCACCCUCAGCAGACACAGCAGCCCGUCACCGCAGCUCUUCAGCGGGCACAUGAAGCUGACUGGUGUACCAUAUGCUCAGAAACUGGAGGACACAGAGAGCAAGGAAUUCAAGACGUUGGCGAAAAAGCUGCAGGCAAUUCUGGGGGAAAACUACAAGAAAGAUCCAUUGCUGGGGGAACACCACACUAAAACGGUGGUCACUGCGUUCAGUGAGGGUGUGAUAGCCUAUUACUGGUCCCAGUUUGAUAUCCCGCCUGAAGAGGAGGAGAUUGUGCCUGAGUUCUCAGAGGAGCGGGUGUUGGACGCACUGGAGAGCAACUUGAACGGGCAGCGCAGCACGGGGCCCAUAAAGAUCACAGAAAUCACCACCUCGGUCACAGAUCAUCGCAUGGCCAGGAAUCCCACAGCCACGGAGUGUUUCUUCCGCCUGGAGGCUGAAGAAAAAGUAAAAAGCUUCUCGUCUCCGGGGUACCCCAAGGGCUACCCCCCGAAGUCAAGGUGUCAGUGGCAGAUCCGAGCGUCGGAGAACAAAGCCAUAUCCAUCACUUUCCCUUUUUUCCACAUCGAGGAUGACUGCUCGGACGACUUUGUUUUCAUCUAUGACUCUCUGAGUCCGGACGAAACUCAGGCCAUCACAAAGCAGUGUGGUCAGAGGCCUCCCUCCAACCCGCUGCAGGUGGCGUCAUCCGGAAACAUUAUGCUGAUUAACUUGAUCACUGACACCGCCGUCCAGAGGCCGGGCUUUCAGGCAGAGUACAGAGCCAUCCCCAAGUCUCAAGUGAAAACCUGUGGUGGUGUCCUCACUGAAAAACAAGGAGUCUUCACCUCCCCACUUCACCCCAGCUUCUAUCCUCCUGCCGUCGACUGCAAGUGGACCAUCAAGGUCUCUGCUGGGAUCAAGGUGCGGGUGAAGUUCACCAUUUUCCGCAUGAAGGAGCCUGAAGUGGACCCCCGUGUGUGUCACAAAGACUAUGUGGAGAUUAUGGGCAACAAGUACUGUGGAGAAUCGUCCUCCUUGGCUGUGACCAGCUCCAGCAAUGUCCUGGAAGUCCUCUUCCACUCAGACGAGUCCUUCACCGAUAAAGGCUUCAGCGCCGAGUACGUCGCAUACGAUCCCAAAAACCCUUGUCCCGACCAGUUGACUUGUGCCUCUGGCAUCUGCAUCGGUAAGGAGCUGAAGUGCGAUGGCUGGAACGACUGCGGUGAUAUGAGCGACGAGAGGGACUGCCAUUGUGGCAAGGACCAGUUCACCUGUGGCAACACUUUGUGCAAACCCAAGCUCUGGGUGUGCGACAGCGUCAACGACUGCGGAGACUGGAGCGACGAGAAGAGCUGCAGUUGUGAGGAGAACGAGUUCCGCUGUGGGGACGGGGAGUGCAUGCCCCAGGAUGUGGUGUGCGACAGUAAGAAGGACUGUAUGGAUGGAAGUGAUGAGGCCUCUUGUAAAUCCUCCCCGGGUGUCUGCUCUGACUUCAGCUACAAAUGCAAGAACAGUGCCUGUAUCAGUAAGCUGAACGCCGAAUGCGACCGCGUCAAAGACUGCCCCGACAACUCCGACGAGGACCACUGUGAUUGUGGCACCAGGCCUUAUAAGCUGAACCGGAUCGUGGGAGGGCAGAACGCCGAGAUGGGGGAGUGGCCCUGGCAGGUCAGCCUUCACUUCCAGAACUACGGACACACGUGUGGCGCCUCUAUCAUCUCAAACAAAUGGCUGCUUACAGCGGCCCACUGCUUUGUCACCAGGGAUCCAGCGAACCAUAUGGCCUCCAACUGGCUGACCUACAGCGGCAUGCAGGACCAGUUCAAGCAGGAUGGCGUACAGCGCCGCAAUGUGAAGAAGAUCAUCUCCCACCCAGAUUACAACCAGAUGACCUUUGACUAUGACAUUGCGCUGCUGGAGCUCAACGAGCCGCUGGAGUUCACCAACACCCUCCAACCCAUCUGCCUGCCGUCUUCCUCCCACAUCUUCCCGGCGGGCAUGUCCUGCGUGGUCACCGGCUGGGGCACGCUCCGAGAAGGAGGUCAAAAGGCACAGCUGCUGCAGAAGGCGACGGUGAAAAUCAUCAACGACACGGUGUGCAACGUGGUGACGGAGGGACAGGUCACCUCCAGGAUGCUCUGCUGCGGGUUCCUGGCAGGAGGAGUCGACGCAUGCCAGGGAGACUCCGGCGGCCCCCUGGUGUGCUUCGAGGAGAGUGGGAAGUGGUUCCAGGCCGGCAUCGUGAGCUGGGGUGAGGGCUGCGCCCGUCGGAACAAGCCCGGCGUGUACUCACGUGUCACCAAGCUGAGGCAGUGGAUCAAAAAGGAGACGGGAGUUUGACGCUGCUGUGAUGAAGAGGGAGAGAUGCAGAGCGUCGGAGUGCUAAAAAUAAUGGAGAGGGAACAUUUGAGUCUGAUUCAGGACUCCGAGUCUCUCCAAGAUGUUUUCAUUCAGCAGCAGAAUCUGGAGACUGUUGCACGGACCCAGCGACUCACAUCAGUGACUCACAGCACUUUGUUUGGUUGCCAACCCCCUUUUUCCCACACACACACACACAAACAAACAUAAACCACAGCAACCCACACUUUGUAUAUAGAUCAUAAAGGUGUAAAUCUGUGAAGCGCAUUUUGCCCACAUCAAUCAUGUCAUGUUUCCCCAAGUCCAAAAAAAUCUAAUAUAUAUAUAUUCUGGGAAUCAUUUUCCUGGUU